Molecule: messenger RNA, 891 nt
Organism: Eimeria acervulina
Lineage: Eukaryota; Apicomplexa; Conoidasida; Eucoccidiorida; Eimeriidae
Exons: 4
Coding region: 1-891 (296 amino acids)
Biological process (GO): protein folding; protein import into mitochondrial matrix; protein stabilization
Cellular component (GO): mitochondrion
Molecular function (GO): zinc ion binding; protein-folding chaperone binding
Source: RefSeq, a predicted model, not a curated record
AUGGCCACCCGGGCUUUCUUUAGGUUCCCUGACAGAUAUUUGUUAUCUUCCCACAGCGCGCCUGCCGCCGCAAUACAGAUGAUUGGAAGGGGGACGGUAGGGGCCCUCCGAGGGGCCGCUGCUUCUUCGUGGUCCCCUCCAGCAAGUAACGUUGUAAGCCUUCUCCACACGCGACGAAGGCCAAGCACAGGAUGUGGAGGGCCUCUUACGCUACAUCAAGUACCGGCUGCACUUAUGACAACAUCUGCAGUACCAGUAGCAGCAAGAGAAACGGCAGCAAAAGCAACAGCGGCAGCAGGAGCGCCAAAGACACCAUCGAGGCAGCUGACCACUUGUCGUGCGUUCGGCAGAAAUGCAGCGUUUCCAAACGUCUCUCUCUCAUCCCCUCUCAGCUACCACCACUCCCAGGGGCCCCCGCGCUGUCUGCUGAGCACAGGGCCCCAAAGGGUACCUCCUGGGGCCCCCCCAGUGACAACAUCAGCAGUAGAAGUGGCCCCUGAAAGCGCAGAAUGGCCUGCAGGAGAGUUGGAAGGGGCCCCUGAGGUCCGGUUUGACUUAUCGCGGAUCCCAGGAACGGAGAAUGCGCGGGACGGUCAUAUGACGUUGGUGUUCACAUGCUGCAAGUGCAACAAGAGGUCCGCAAAGAAGUUCUCAAAGGUGGCCUACACGCAAGGGGUGGUCAUAGUGCAGUGUCCCGGUUGCAGCAACCUUCACUUGGUGGCGGAUCGUCUUAAAUGGUUUGGGGAAGAGGAGAGCGACGUGGAGACGAUUUUGGCUGCGAAAGGAGAGAAGGUGCUUCGGACGCUAACAGCUUCCCACCUGCUAGAUAUCGAGGGACUGGACUGCAGAGCGCAGGCGUCUGACCCGCCCGCGCAAGGCACGAAAGCCUAG